Molecule: messenger RNA, 2383 nt
Organism: Macadamia integrifolia
Lineage: Eukaryota; Viridiplantae; Streptophyta; Magnoliopsida; Proteales; Proteaceae
Product: DEAD-box ATP-dependent RNA helicase 53, mitochondrial-like
Exons: 8
Coding region: 158-2059 (633 amino acids)
Molecular function (GO): nucleic acid binding; ATP binding
Source: RefSeq, a predicted model, not a curated record
UUUCUACCGUAAACCCUCUGCGCGGUUCUCCACCAACUGUGCCUCUCUUUGCCCCUUCUCUUCUCCUGAGAAACUGGGAGUUCAUUUCUAGGGUUUCUCUAUCAGAAUCAUAUCUCUUUGAUUCAUUUCUAGGGUUUGGAAAACCACCACACAGAAGAUGAAUCACCUUAUCAGGAAGUCAGCUUCGAUCGCUUCCUUGGCAUCGAGGCAUACUCGAACUGCUUUGAUCUCAGUAGAGUCACUUCAUUUUGCUCCAGUUGUAAUAGCUACUGAAAAUGUUAAAUGUGUUGUGUUUAGCGGUAAAAUUCGUUCAUUUAUGUCUUCUGAGUUGCCGGUGAAGCAAGAGUUUGGUUUGGGGGUUAGAGGUUUUCAUUUCUUGGCUGCUCCUUUGGCAUUUAGAGCUACAAUAGCUGCUAGAGCGGAAUUUGCGAUUGAUGAAUUCUUUGAUGAGGAGAGGCCUUCGGGGAAGAAGGUUCGUGGAGAGAACGACGAGGGGCUUGAGAUUGCUAAGCUGGGGAUUGCUCCUGAGAUUGUUUCUGCUCUUGCAAAGAAAGGAAUUGCGAAGCUCUUUCCAAUUCAGAAAGCUGUAUUGGAACCAGCAAUGCAAGGCCGUGAUAUGAUUGGUCGGGCUAGAACAGGAACAGGGAAGACUCUAGCUUUUGGGAUUCCCAUUAUGGAUAGAAUAAUUCAGUUCAACGCUAAACAUGGACGUGGAAGAAAUCCUUUGGCUUUGGUAUUGGCUCCAACGAGAGAACUUGCAAGGCAAGUUGAGAAGGAAUUCCAUGAAUCUGCCCCUAAUUUGGAUACACUAUGUGUUUAUGGAGGUGUGCCAAUUUCACACCAAAUGAACACUCUUGAUCAUGGUGUUGAUGUCGUUGUUGGCACACCUGGUCGAAUUAUUGAUCUCCUUAAGAGAGGUGCCUUAAACUUGUCAGAAGUUCAGUUUAUUGUUCUUGAUGAGGCAGAUCAGAUGCUUGCCGUGGGCUUUGAUGAGGAUGUUGAAGUAAUAUUAGAGAAGUUACCCAAGAAACGUCAGAGCAUGAUGUUCUCAGCCACCAUGCCAACCUGGAUAAGAAAGCUCACCCAAAAGUAUCUGAAGGACCCACUAACUAUUGAUCUUGUAGGAGAUUCUGAUCAGAAGUUGGCAGAAGGGAUUACUCUAUAUUCAAUUGUGGCUGACAUGUAUGGGAAAGCAUCAGUUAUUGGUCCCCUGAUAACGGAACAUGCAAAGGGAGGAAAAUGUAUUGUUUUCACACAAACUAAACGUGAUGCUGAUCGCUUGGCAUAUUCUAUGGCCCGCAGUCUUAGUUGUGAGGCUUUGCAUGGGGAUAUCUCACAAAAUCAGAGGGAAAGGACACUUGCAGGCUUUAGGGAUGGGCGCUUCAAUGUCUUAGUUGCCACUGAUGUUGCUGCCCGUGGACUUGAUGUACCUAAUGUUGAUCUGGUGAUACAUUAUGAGCUUCCAAAUAAUUCGGAGAUCUUUGUUCAUAGAUCUGGCCGAACUGGACGUGCUGGAAAGAAGGGAAGUGCUAUUCUAAUUUAUACGGAUUCACAGCAGAGAUCUGUUAGAAUGAUAGAGCGGGAUGUGGGAUGCAAGUUUAAAGAGCUUCCCAAGAUUGCUGUUGAGGCCGGAGAUAGGGAGAUGUUCAGUGAGAUGGGUGGUGGUGGUCGAUUUGGCUCUUAUGGAAGUUCAGGAGGUGGUCGUUCUGGUGGUUCUGGAUUCGGCCGUUCUAGUAGCUUUGGUGGUUCAUCAUCUGGUCGUAUGGGUGGUUAUGGUGAUUCGGGUUCUGGUCGUUUUGGUUCCUUCGGUGGAUCAGGUUCAGGUCGAUCUGGUGGUGGAGCUGGUAGUUAUGGUUCGAGUCGCUCUGGUAACUUUGGUGGUUCUGGGUUUGGCCGUCCCAGUGGUUCAGGUCGUUCUAGCGAUUUUGGUGGAUCUGGUCGUUCAAGUGGAUUUGGGGAUUCUGGUUCAAGAUUUGGUGGAUCCAGUUCUAGACAUUUUGGAGGCUUGAGUGAUGGUACUCUCGAUGAUGAUCGGAAGCCUGCAAGGAAUUCAUUUUAACUUAUUGGAGAUCCUCUGAUGGCCACGAAUUGGAAGGAGGAUUCAAAGAGAGGUCCAGUACAACUUAGAGAAUUUUGUGAUUAACAAGGGAUUGUUGGUGAUAUUCUUAUUCUCAUCCUAUGAAGGGGAUGCAAGUGACUAGAUUUACAAUUAAAAGAGCACAAUUUUGGUUCAUUUUACUGGUAAUAUUAGGUUCAUUUAUAGUAUAGAUUAUUCUUGUUUGUAUCCUAUUUCAAACCCCAAGUGGACAAAUUUUAUUAUGCUAAUCUCAUCCCAUGUAAAUUACGUUUCUCAACAGCCUAAUAUUUCUUGGGUUCUUCCUCA